AAUCAUAAAAUGAACUUACUCAAGUCUCAAGGUAGAGGAGAUGUUCACAAGAUUGUCUCCAUCAUGAAGAAUAGCAUCGAAAACAGACAAGGCAAGCAAUGGUCCCUGAAUGAGGACCAAACGCUUUGGCUAAAGAAUCAAAUAGCUAACCAGAUAAGAGCAUCUUUGAAGAGUAAGAACAACAUGACUCCAGGCAAGAUUGUCCUGGGCUGCUCUAUAAAGUUCACCCCGCAACAGCUCGCCUCAAGACAAGUCUUAGCUAAAGAGACAGUGAAACUUGAAGGAAGCAAGAACCAACAGAAAAAUGAUACUAAUUCUAACAGUGAAGAGUCUAAAAGAACUAAGGUGUUGCACAUGAAGUGCAAGAACUUAUCGAUCAAGGACUGUGACACUGAUGAUACUAACAAAGACGAUAUCCCUGACUUGAAAUCAUUAAUCCGAAUUCUAUCUUCUGACAAGAAAGAGAUCAGACCAUCAGAAGGCAAGAACGAAGGUAGGCCUCCCGGACAGAUGAGAAAAAGAGACUUCAAAAGACUCACUAAACAUUUCAUCGAAUGGCCACAGGAGCUGCAAGAUAAUAGAUUUGAAUCUGACAGAGACUCAUUCGAACAAAUGUUUCAAACGGAGGACUAUAAUUCAGUGGUCCUUAAUUGGUUGUGCUCAAAGCCAGUCUAACUUCCAUCUCUUAACCUAACUUCUUACCUACAUUUUCAAAGG
Molecule: messenger RNA, 717 nt
Organism: Moneuplotes crassus
Lineage: Eukaryota; Ciliophora; Spirotrichea; Euplotida; Euplotidae
Source: the annotation of a GenBank genome assembly